Molecule: messenger RNA, 4141 nt
Organism: Lampris incognitus (smalleye Pacific opah)
Lineage: Eukaryota; Metazoa; Chordata; Actinopteri; Lampriformes; Lampridae
Product: coiled-coil domain-containing protein 171-like
Exons: 26
Coding region: 91-4035 (1314 amino acids)
Source: RefSeq, a predicted model, not a curated record
UCAGAUUCAAACGGAUUCAGAAGAAAUGUGGAAGAAACCACAACACAUCUCCAGGAGGCUGCUGCUUUCAGCUCCGCUGUAAGUGGAGACAUGCUGACUGAACAAGCGGACCACGAGCGGCGCCAGGACCGAGCCAGGCGUAAAGAUGGUGGGCAGAACCAAGCAGAUCCGUGGGCAUCGCACCCGAAACCUGCGGCCGCUUCCAGCAAGAACACAGAGGACGCCAUCACGAGGCUGAAGGAGCCCUUCCUGCAACGGACGGAGCAGUGGGGGGGAGCGAGAGGGAGGAGGAGGGAGGAGGGAAAAGGAGAAGGAAGAGAGGAGUCAGACAGGCUCCGAUGGAGAAUCCAACAGCUGGAGCGAGACAAGCUGGAGCUAACAUCACUCCACAACCAGGAGACAGCUGCUGUUCAGUCUCAGCUGGCCCGGCUGAGGGCUGAUGUGGAGCGGGGCGAGGCUGAGAGACAGACUCUGGAGUACCAGCUGGUUUUGUCCAGAAGAGAAGUGGACCAAGUAGCAGCUCUCACCAAACACAACCACAAACUGACCGUGCGGGCUGCAGAACUGCAGCAGAGUGUGGCCGACUUACAGAAGGUUCUGGACAUCACGCGGCAGGCCAGAGAAGACGACCAGAAUGCUUUGCAACAGGAAGUGGAAGAGCGUGAUAGAUUGGUGCUGAGCUCCAUCGCUGAGAACGACAGACUGACCACCGAAAACCAACGACUGCACCAGCUCCUGCAGGCGCAAGAGGAGGCCCUGGAGGCGCUGAAGAGGAGGAUAGUGGAGGUGGAAAAGGAGCGAGAGAAGGAAGUGGAGACUGUCCAGCGUCAGAUCAGUGACCUGAAAUACCUGAAAGACAGACAGGAGAGGAGCGCCAGCCAGCUCGAGCUGUCUGAGCAGAAGGUGAAGACUCUGGAAUCCAACAUUGAGGCAGAGCGGGCGGCUCAUCUGGAGUCUAAAUUCAACUCUGAGAUCAUCCAGCUUCGUGUCAGGGACCUGGAGGCUGCAGUGUCAGUAGAAAAGUCUGGCCACCAGGAGGCGCUGUCCAGCCUGGACCUGCUCAGAGAUCGGUUCAGAGAGGUAGAGAGAGCUUACAACCUGGAGAGAGAGAAGGCCAUCAGCACCACAGACACGCUAGACAAGUUGCAGAAGGAGUACCAGCAGAGUAAAUCAGACCUGAGCAUCGCCUUAGAAACAGAAAAGGCGGCGACCUUUGAGCUUUCCAGCAGACUGGAAGAAGAACAGAGACAACAUGCAAAUACACACUUGCUGCUGGAGCAGGCCAACCAGAGACAGUCUAGUAUAGAAAAGGCCUAUAAGAACUGUAUGAAGCAAAUCAGAGAGAUCCUGAAACUGCACGCCAGCAACACAGGCUCUCCAGUCUAUGGUUCUCCGGGUAGAGACAGUGUUCAAGCCAGUCAGUUCACUUUGGUUUUGGACUUUCUUAGAGCAACUCUCAGCACCUACCAACACAGACUGGACCUCACUAGCAAGGAGGUCCAGGAUCUGCUUUGUGCUUCAGAGAAACUUGAAGAGAAGAACCAAACGCUCUGCCAGAUCAACUGGGACCAGAAGAGACAGAUUGAGGGGUCUCAUCUCCAGCUCACCACCCUGAAAGAAGAAGUGCUGAGUUUACGCCAGGAGAGCUCCGGUUGGUCGACACAGAACAACAGUCUCCGCGAGGAGUUACGGAUGGCUGAGGUCACCCUGGAGCAAGAGAAGAAGAGACGGCAGGAGGAGAGAGAGAGAGAAAGAGAGGAGAUGGAGAGAGAGAAACAGGAAAGAGAGCGAGAAAAGCAGGAGAUGGAUAGAGAGAGAAAAGAGAGGACUGCAGAGGUCAACAGAAUCACUGACCUUCAUCAGAAAGAAUCUCAGGACCGUCUCUCCUUCCUCUAUUCUCUAUACCAGCGUCUCGUGGCAGGCUGUGUUCUCCUGGACCACUCCCAAAGCAUUGUGGGUACUUUCUCCUGGGUAGAGCUGUGUGGGGUCAUCACUGAACAGGCCAACCAGCUGACCUCUGACCUCAGGAAGGCCAAUGACCAGAUCGCCCACCUGGAGAGUGUGUGUGAGAGCAAGAGGGUGUGUGUGCAGGACCUGCAGCGGAGUCAGGAGUGUGUGUUGUCUCGUCUGGAGGAGAGUAUGAGGCAGAAAGAGCUGGUCUGGAGCUCCCACCGCAGGGAGCUGGAGGAACAACACUCCCACCUCCUGUCACAGCUGCACAGCAAGACUGAGCGUCUCUCGUCUGUGGAGCGUGACCAUUCGGUCCUGUCCUCCAACCUCUCCAAGCUCCGAGGUCUCCUCUCUCACAGCCGUAAGGAGUCAGCCUCUCUCCGGUUAGCCUGCGUCCUGCUGGCCGGCGCCCUCACACACACCUGCGGCCGUGUGCGCACACUCAGCCAGCAGAAAAGCCUGCUGUCCAAACGGCUGGCGGAGCGCGAGGCCCUGGAGGGGGAGGUGAGGAGGUUGGCCUUAGCUUUGGGAGAGGAGGCGGAAGAGAAGGGCGGGAGAGGAGGACAGGAGAGAGGGCGGAGGCGCUGGCGGAGAGGUGUGUGCGCUGUGUUGGCAUUAAGGAGAAUGUGUGUGUUGGCGCGGCACUCCAGCGUGCUGUUUCGGCUGGACACACACGCACAGGUUGUGAGUGUGUGUGUGUGCGGAGAGCCGGCUACUGCAGCAGAGGAAGGACACAUGGCUCCGACCACAGAUAAGAAAGAUGAUGAUGACGGCGGUGAAGAAGGUCGAGGGGGGGUUUGUGUUCGCUGGCUUCGUUCCAAACAUCUGUCCUCUAUCCUACUCUCCUCCAUGACCGAGCUUCAGAGGGCACUAGCAAACAAUGGUUCCUCCCAUUUAGAGGUGAUGUCAGCAGCUCGUUCCGGGACGUCCCGCCUCUUGGAACACCUUUUAAACCAAUCAGACGGGGUCUCCAGUGUCACUUCCUUCAACCUGCCCUAUGAAGGCAGCGAAUCCACAUUAGCCAGCAGGCUUAGCCGAGGUCUGAGCCUGCUCAAAACACCGCAGCCCACUGGAAAGGCGCUGGUCACCAAGCUGCAGCAGCACUUCCUACUUUUCAGCCAACGGUUGCACUCAGCCGAGGUGGAGAGGCGGGACUUGAGGCUGGAGGUGGCCAAACUGAAAAGAGCAGCGAGGAGCCAUGGCGAACAGCGCCAUGAAGACCUUUGCAACAUGGUCCCGGUGGAGCGGUUCGAUAGUGUGUGUGUGGAGUUGCGACAGGCUCUGAACAGAGAGGAUGAGGCUCAGGUUCUGCUUAAGGAACAGUCUGCUCAAAUCCACACACUCAGCCUCCAACUCAACACACACAAUGUCCAGAGCACAGACACACAACACACCGUCAACCAGGCUGCACAGUCUCUGUCACAGUGUCGUCAGGAGUUGCGUCGUAAGGAGCAGUCGCUGAGGAUUCUGGGAAAACACCUGUCAGAAGUACAGAGGGAGAAGGGAGAGGUGGAGGAGAGACUGAGACACACAGAGGAGGAGCUGAGAGCCGCACGCCAGAAAAAGGAAGCAUUGGUCAACUUUAUGAAGACUGCGGAGACCAUCUACAGAGAAGUCAGAGACAGCAUCAUCCAAUCACGUUGCGUGAUGUCAGCUCAGCCCCUCCCCCCACAGUUACCCAGAGUGACAGGAGCAGAGAGGAUCAUGGGAAGUUCUGAGAUGGCAGCGUGUCAGAGUCUACUGUCUGCUGUCUCAGAGCUCUACCAUGCAGCCAGCUCCAGGAUUGGCUGGCUGGAAGAGGAAGUGUCCGCCCACCACAAACAUGUGACAGCCCUGCGCAGCGAGCUGCAGGACGCUUGUCUCCGUGACAACCUGGCCUUCAUCCCUGUGGCUGAAUACUCAGGUGCUCCCCCAUUGGUCGACCCAGAUGCCCAUCACACAAUCCAACUCAGUGAUUCAUUGAGCGAUCCACCAGUCAAAUGCAGCCCCUCCUCCCCUAAACCCCCCAGGAGGACCCGGGAGGACAAAGCCAUGAAGAAGAGAACAGGAAGCAACAAGAACCCAGGCAGGAAAUGGAAAGACUGACAAAAUGUGUGUGUGUGUGUGUGUGUGUGUGUGUGUGCUGUUGUGUAGUUGUUGAUUUAAUCAGCUGUGAUUCUUGUAUGGAUUAAUAAAGUUUUUAUGAUUUUGA